AUUUUUUCCCGGAAAUUAAAUAUGCCUUCUGUUUUGAGUUUUAGCAUUAUUUUCUUCCUAACCAAACACUGCCAUAAACGGAAAACGCAAUAAAAACAAUAAACGGGCCACCCAGUCCUACCCGUGUGUUAAAGUACAAAUUCAGAUUUCACGGAAGGGAACGAACCCUAAGUCCGAUUCUGCACUAGCUAUAGAAUUUGUGCUCUUCCUGUUUGUUUGGUUGCCGAGAAACUGGAGAAAAUAAAAAUAAAAGAAAAACUAGUAUGAUCCAUUAAGUUGAUUUAUUUAUUUUAGGGCUUAGUGGCAGACAACUCGCCAUCCCAAUUUUCCCCAGUUUCAGACGAAUUUAUACGGAUAAUACAAUUUUCUGUCACUCUUCUCUCUGUGUAAUUUUUGAUCUGAUUGUGUUUCGACUAAAUUCAACUGAUACAACUGAUUGUGUUUGACAGCAGAAUGGAUUUAAAACUUGGCCUGACCUCACUCGUAAUUCAACUUUAGGUCAGAAAGUUCAUGAAUUGUUGUAUGUGGUCUUACGAUUUUAUGAUCAGGUUGAAUGAUGUUCAUGGUUCCGAAGCGCUAGUAUUGCCAGCAUCUAUAUGUUAUGUAUGCACAUAGACAGAAUCAGACAUAUGUACAUGUAUAUACAGUUAUACACACAUAAAUACUCCAUGUAACAAGAGAGGAUUGGUGAGAGUUAACAAGCUACCUUGGUCCUGAUGUGCUUGCUUAUAUCUAAAUGUGUUUGAGUGAAAUCGUGAUGCGUGGUAAUGAGGAGAAGAAGAAUGGCAAAAAAUCAUAUUGAUCGAGCGCACACACAUUUGUUUUAAGUUAAAAUAGUGGUGGGUACUUGUGUGCGCAGAAAUAUCUCCAAGUUCGUCAUGAAUGCUGAUAUCAUACAUGCCCUAUUAUAAUGGUGAACUUGACUUGGACUUGAGUUGCCAGGAAAUGAUACGGCUUAAGGUUGAUUGUUUCUUGUCAUGGAUGCUCAAGCAAAAAAGAAGGCCUUGUAUCGUGCUAAAUUGAAUGCACAGAAGCAGAAGCGCAUAGACUCUCCUCUUGUGAGGUACAAUGAAUCUGAUCAACCAGUAUGUAGAGUUUGUGAUGUUGUUUUGAAGUCCGAGUCCCUUUGGCCUGCACACCAAGCUUCUCGUAAGCACCAUGAGGCGAUUAGUAAAGUUAAAGCUAAUGCUGCUGGGGUAACUCAUGUUAACAAUGUAAAAGCUGAGCCCCCUGUAGAGCUGCGUAAACCGAAACCUGUAGAUACUAUGGAGUUGCAAAAUGCUAAACCAGAACCCUCCACAGGAUUGCCUAAACCUCGGCCAUCAUCUGUUCUUCCGUCAGAUUUUUUUGAUAAUCAGGAGAAAAAGAGGCAAAAAGUUGGGAAUCCUGAUUCUUACAAAAAGGUAGGGGUUUCUGCUCAAACUCAAGUAACUGAGCCCCCGGACUCGGAUAAUAAGAUGGAUGGAUUUUCUAGUGCCAAGGUUGUAGAGACAAAAGCUGAUGAAAUUCAGCCAGCCAUGGAACACACACAAACAUCAAAAGUCAUUGUUGAUUCAGAAACCAAGCAAGUGAAGGGAGCUCUCCCUGAAGGCUUCUUUGAUGACAAAGAUGCUGAUCUACGUGCACGUGGCAUUACACCUGUUAAGCUAGAUGCCAAAGAUGAGUACAAAGAAUUUGCAAAAUUGAUCCAGGAGGACUUGCAAGAGGUGGAUAACCGCUUGGAAGAAGAAGAGUAUGAUGCAGCUGACAUGAUAGAUGAGGCUGAGCAUUCGGAGCAAAAGACCCUUAAGGAAAGAAUGGAGAUGUGGAAGAAAAAGAAAAUGGAACUAAAGGCUGCAAGGUCUGCCACACACAGUAGAGGUCCUGAAGUCAAGGGCAAGGAGUCUAGGCAUGAAGAGUCAUCAAGUGAUGAUGACAGUGAUGAAAAUUUCACAGUUGAUUGGAGGGCUAAGCGUUUAUAAACACUUCUUCCAUAUUGCUGAUUGACGGUAUCAACUGAAGCAUUUGUUUGUGCAAGAUCCAGAUUGUUUUAUUCAAACGCCAUCUGAUGCAGCAGGAGCCUCGACUUUUCUGGGAAUCGUCUUUACCCAUCAAAGGAAUGCUCAAACGAGGAUUAAUUUUUUUUAUUUUUUGUAUAUGGAGCAUGCAACCGAGCAGAGAUGAACCUGUGAAAGGCUCGAGUAACUACUAACGGAGACUUGUAUGCUGGCCUAGUUAAGCUCAAGCCUGCCCUCCGAUGUUUGUUUAUACUUCUACCAUGCCAGUAAGGACACGACUCUUCCUUCUUAGUUUUGGUUAUAGUUUACUCACCAACAAAUGAAAUGAAUAGAAGUUAGGGUGGUCGUUUUUUCACCAUUUAAUUUUGGUGUUCCUAUGUUCGAGAAACUUUUUCUUUACAAAUGACAGUUUACCCGAUUAACGCAGUGGUGGUACAUGUGAAAUUGUUACCGUUUGUGUUUACUUCUGACUCGAUGUUUGGUAAAUCUGAAUUAUACUUGUCGCAUUGCAGCUGA
This is a messenger RNA of Cornus florida, 2513 nucleotides long. RefSeq names its product protein ABA AND ROS SENSITIVE 1. Gene Ontology annotation, molecular function: zinc ion binding; nucleic acid binding. The record is from RefSeq and is a predicted model, not a curated record. The transcript has 10 exons. NCBI's taxonomy places the organism in Eukaryota, Viridiplantae, Streptophyta, Magnoliopsida, Cornales, Cornaceae. Bases 978 to 1961 code for a protein of 327 amino acids. Gene Ontology annotation, cellular component: spliceosomal complex; nucleus. Gene Ontology annotation, biological process: mitotic DNA damage checkpoint signaling; mitotic DNA replication checkpoint signaling; nuclear DNA replication.